AUGGCUCGCUUUCACGGGGCUCUGGCUUGCGCCCUGGCCCUGCUGCUGGCCCCAGGAGCCCUGGCAGCAUCCCUCAAGGCCGGCGGCCUGACUGCCUCUGGCCGCGCCCUGGGCGAGCAGGCCGCCAAUGCACCCCCCGUCCUGCGGAUGGGCGACAUGACCCUGGUCGGCGGCCGCGUCCCCACCAUCAAUGUGGGCGGCCAAUCAAGCGUGUACGACAACCUCAACAGCCGGCACAGCGGCGGCAUCACCCUCAGCGGCGGCGCUCUGGGCCCCUUCCAGAACGAGGGCGGCAACGUGUACAUCGACCAGUGGCACCGCCGCCGCCUGGCCGAGCAGGCCGGCGCCUCGGCCAGCGGCAGGGUCUUCCCCAACGGCGCCGGCGAGUUCGCCCCCUUGAGCGGCGCCCGCAGCGUUCCUACGCGCUUCAUCGGCAGUGGCGCCGGCCUCAACCCUGCCCUGUUCAACUCCUUCGAGAGCCUCGACAAGAGCGUCACCACGAUAGGCUUUGGGCUGGGCCGCAGCUCUCGCAGCCUGGGCGAGCAGGCCGCCGCCUCUGCCAACGCCAACAUCAUGGCCAUCGGCGGCCGCACGUCCGGCUUCGCCCCCUCCGACCGCGCCCCCAUCACCAACUUUGGCGGCGCGACCACGUUCACCAGCGCCGGCGUGGGCUUCAACGGCGGCCUGACCACCAGCUUUGACAACUUUGGCAACCCCGUCGCCAACGAGGGCGGCCGUGGCCAGAUCUUCCGACGCCUGGGCGAGCAGGCCGCUGACAGCAACCCUCCCGCCAACGCUGGGGCGGCCAUUGACCAGGUAGUGAUGACGUUUGCGCAGCAGCAGCAGUGGGCGCAGCAGAUGAUGGGUGGUAGCCAGCAGCAGCAGCAGUGGGCGCAGCAGGCCAUGGGUGGUGCCCAGCAGCUGCAGCAGCAGUGGGCGCAGCAGAUGAUGGACGCCACGCCGCAGAUGCAGCAGUGGCAGCAGGCGCAGCAGGAGCGGCAAAAGGCCGUCGCUGCUGCCGCGGCUGUCAAGCCCGCCAUCCAGGGAACCCAGCAGGGCGCACCCAUGACCUCUCCCAAGGCCGGCGCGCCGCUCCCCUGA
Molecule: messenger RNA, 1101 nt
Organism: Monoraphidium neglectum
Lineage: Eukaryota; Viridiplantae; Chlorophyta; Chlorophyceae; Sphaeropleales; Selenastraceae
Exons: 2
Coding region: 1-1101 (366 amino acids)
Source: RefSeq, a predicted model, not a curated record